GCUAGUUGCAAAACGAUAGACGCCCCCUGCAAAGACGCUGUGGAGCCCGCGUGGCCGGUCCGAGCGCGCCUCCCCAUCAUCUGUACGCUCGGGCCACGGCGCCAAUGCCUUUCAGAGGCGCAACACGCAGGCUGAGGGAGGCUGCAGAUACACACCAACAAGCGUGAAUGAUUCUGCGCAAAUGCGACGACGAUUCCUCUGCCUUUCGCAUCUCGGUAUACGAGCAGCGCGUCGACGGGCGCCUGCUGCCCCCUCGCCGAGGCUCGGCGUGGCGCGCCUGGCGUCAUAUCUCGCGUGGCCAGCAGGGUGGGCGAGGGAGCGAGGGGCGUCUAUCGUUUUGCAACUAGCUGGAAUACUGCACUUGAGCUGAGAGGACGCGCCUUUGUUUGUUCGCUUUGAGUAACAAACAUUGAUGCGA
Messenger RNA from Schizophyllum commune H4-8, 418 nucleotides. RefSeq lists its product as uncharacterized. Lineage: Eukaryota; Fungi; Basidiomycota; Agaricomycetes; Agaricales; Schizophyllaceae. The record is from RefSeq and is a predicted model, not a curated record. Bases 168 to 347 code for a protein of 59 amino acids. The transcript has a single exon.